Molecule: messenger RNA, 603 nt
Organism: Ostertagia ostertagi
Lineage: Eukaryota; Metazoa; Nematoda; Chromadorea; Rhabditida; Trichostrongylidae
Source: the annotation of a GenBank genome assembly
AUGGCAUGGACGGAGCACCCGGGGAACCAGGAACGCCUGGAGAGCCUGGCCUACCAGGAAUCGUACCACCUGUUGAGCCCAGUACCAGUGGAUGCCGCUCGUGCCCUCCUGGAAGUAAAGGACCGCCAGGCUACCCCGGACAGCCAGGUCCGCAAGGAUUGCCUGGUCCGGAAGGACCGCCAGGAACGGAGGGUCGCCCAGGAGCAGAGGGUCCUCCUGGUCCCCAUGGACCGAUGGGUCCGAUGGGUGAAAGCGGCAAGGACGGUGAGCCUGGUCCUCCAGGACAGGAGGGCAUACACGGCGAGAAAGGACCUCCGGGACCUCCUGGUGAAAAUGGUUUGGUCGGCUCUCCAGGUAAUACUGGACAUCCUGGACCACCUGGACAACCGGGACCUGUUGGUAUCCCUGGAAAACCAGGACCAGAUGGAGAAGCAGGCAUGCCCGGAUUCUUUGGCGCUAUCGGAAAGCCUGGUGAACCAGGAGCACCUGGAGAAGACGCUAACUACUGCCGCUGCCCAGGUCGUCGCAAAGGUGGCAGUCUCAGGCGAUUCAGCUAGGAACCUUUUCAAUUUGUGCCUGAAAAUAAUUUUCACGACUAAAUAA